Nothobranchius furzeri (turquoise killifish) is the source of this 3432-nucleotide messenger RNA. RefSeq names its product golgi membrane protein 1 (gene golm1). The record is from RefSeq and is a predicted model, not a curated record. NCBI's taxonomy places the organism in Eukaryota, Metazoa, Chordata, Actinopteri, Cyprinodontiformes, Nothobranchiidae. Gene Ontology annotation, cellular component: Golgi apparatus.
CACCGCUACGUGAACCGGUGUCUGUAAAUGGUGCGGACCCACCGACAGUUCAGCCACGGCUGUUGGUGUAGCAGUAAUGGGCAGGAGCUAGUUUGCAAGGGCGCUGAAGCGUUUUUAUUUCCGUGGAUGAUUACGCUGCUUGUCUGAUGUCAACUCACGCUUUGUUGCUAACGGAAGUUAGCAUUAGCGUCUACGGUGGUUACGAGAGAGACGAUUCACAUUAAGGUUUCUAGAUCACUAUGGGUGGGUUGGGGAACGGCCGUCGUGGAGGACGAUCCCCCCCUUUGAUGAUUGCAGCUCUGGUUGCUUGUAUCUUGGUUCUGGGAUUUAACUAUUGGGUGUCCAGCUCUCGAAACCUGGAGCUACAAACCAAGCUGUAUGAGCUGGAAGGCCAGGUGAGACGUGGAGCAGCUGAGCGAGGAGCUGCAGAGACCAAGAAGGCGGAGUUUCAGGAGGAGAUCCAGAAGCAGAAGGAGCAGAUCACUCGCAUAGAAAUCAUGUACAAGAGGCAACUAGAAGGAGCACAGGUCACCUGCAGCCAAGAGAAGACAAAGCUGCAGCAGAAUAUUUCCUCCAGCACCAAAACAAUUCAGGAUCUCAAAGGUCAGCUGAAUCAGCUGAAUGGUGACUUGGGGAAGUUUCAGAAGACGCUGCAGAGCUGCCAGGGCAACAUGGACUCCCUCGACAAGAAAUUAACAUCUGACCUGACUCGGUGCGAGUCCAGGGUCCAGUCCCAGAAGGAGCUGUGUGAUGAGAAACUGGCUGCUGAAAAACGUGAAAUCCAGAGGAAAACGGAGAAGCCUGCAGGCGUCUCCUCACAAGUGGAAGAGAAGGGAGCAGAGAAAAUGGGCUCAACGGUUAAAACUGUAGCUGGCGAAGUUCAAACAACAUUCGUUCUUGGCCACACUCCAAUCAUCCCUCUGCCUAAAGGAAAUGAAUCCCCUCAAACGCACACCAACGAUGUCAUCACUGACAAAGAUUCCGAGAUCUUAGAUCAGUCUCAAACAAAGGAUGUCUCCAAAGUUACGGCUCCCGUAACUGCUGUGGUCAAGGAGGACAAACAUCAGCCAGGAGAGGAAGACCUGGAUGCAGACACAGCUGUGGCUGAGGCCAAGAUCAGCAAAGACAGGAAGGAGGAUCUGACUGAGAAUAAAAGCAUGGAGGUGAUGGAUACUCAUGAUGAAGGUGCUCAGACAGAAGAACCCGACCCUGGUAUGGAGGGCAUGCUGAUCGAUCAGGGGAGACCAGAUGAGACCCCUGUGGGCCAGAAGCUCGAGGAACCAGAUGAAUAUGAUGGUGAUGAGCAGGUGGUGGGUGGAGUUGAUUUGGAGAAACAGCAGAGGAGCAAACAAGGUGAAAACAUAAACAAGGAGAUGGAGGAGGAACUAGCCGACUAUAAUGGGGAUGAUGAAAACGAAGGAGAGUUUGAAGCAGACAAGCAAGCUGCCCUUGCUCAGAUCUAAGAGACAGAGUUGAUGGAUCUUCCACAUCAGAGAAGAGAAACUGCUUGUUCUUCACAGAUCAGCUGCAAAAAAUGUUUUUAUGUGGAACUUUGCUGAUAGGAAAAAUCCCAGAUGGUCUUUUUAAUUUAAUUGUUUUACUUGAAAGUUGUUUCUUUUUUUUCCCCUUUGGCUCAGUUGAUGAGUUGCCAAGAUGACUAAAACAUCUGAAGAAGUGACACCAUUUGGUUUUUGGAAACAGAUCUGAUCGACAUGAAUGAAAAUGAGAAGAUUUUGAUGGUGUUGAUGUGCGGAAUGUUGACUUGAACAGGUGUGAGUUGUGUGCACACUGGUUGGAUUACAUACAGCGUGUGAAAUACUGUGGCUGCUGUGACAGCUUUCUGCCAGCAGAGGGCUCUGCAGCACAGGUCUCUUCUCUGAAUAUGAAGUUUCUCAUUAACAUGGGAUUUAAUUCUGGGCCAGUGUUGCAGAAUUAUUUAACCAUCUGAGGUUUUGCAUGACUGAAGGACAUCAUAAAUGCUGUAUUUCUUGUUAAGUACCAGAUUUUCAGAAAUGCGGGUUUAGUUAGUCAUUUUAGGUUUCAGAUUCAGGUCAGGUUUAGACAUUUCACCAAAAAAAGCAUAAAGGUAAGAUGCUGAUGCAUUUAAUUAUUGCCGUUAUUUCAUAAAUAGCCAAUUAUCGCCAACCCAUCUUUGUUGAAGCAUUCAGAUGUUUUGGCUUCAAAACAUUUUAUAUUCCAACCUCUUCAAAGCUUCCUAAAAGGCAGGGUUUGUUUUGAUAAAUAGGAAUAGCUAAAAACUGGAGGUCAUAUGUGCAGCAGCACGCCUCAUCGGGUCUGUUAUCGUUCACUCAAGGAUCAGAGCGGAUGUUUGUGCAGGAAAAAUCCAGGGAUUCUUAAAACUAUAUGAUUAACAUUUCUGCAAAGUACGAAUGUUGUGUUUUUGUGUGUGAAGAGUUCAGAAGUGACUCUUAAGUUUGUCUGUUUCCACAUUAAGUGACUCUGAGCUGAAAAGUGUUUGGGUCAGUGCAAAAAGAAAAGCACUAGAGUCACGGAUUAACAAAGAAAGUGAAAUCAGACGGUUUGGAGGAUACAUUUUUUGCCUUGUGCUUUAUCUAACUGUGUUUUUAUCACAUCUAUGUGGUAAAAUAGAGAAGACCUCCAAGAGCUCGCCGUUUCAUUCUCAUAAUGAUUUGAUUAUCAUCAGAAUGAAGGAGUGACCUUGUAGAUAUCAAAAUGCCUUUAUUUGCUUAUCCAGAGGCUUUCCUGCUGUAGGUUGUGGCUGUUGUAAUUAAAGUUUAGCACUUAUUGUUGAUUUGGAAGAGAAGAGCUAAAACGCGAAUGUAAAUUCAGAUUUUGUAAGAAAGAAAAAAUCUAAAAGCUUUUUAGUUCUGAUUUUAUCUAAAUAUGUGAUCUCUGUUUUUGUGCAUAUUUUAAAACCGGUCUAAAAUGCAAAUGUUAUGUUGAACACUAAGCUUGAUGUCACCUGUCAAGUUUUGUUCAUUUGUAAUCUAGCAGCAGUUUUGUGUUUUUGGUCAGUUGCCUUGUGCAGUUUGGAGCGGCACAAUAUAAUUCUACGUAAGAAGUCGGGUCCUGAUUGUUGAGGGCUGCAAAAACGAUUUUGUGUUGCACAGUUUUUAGUAAAGUUUGUGACCGAAGACAAACGGGAAACUUUUUUUUUCAGUUUUUGAUUAAUCAGCUGAUUGAUUCCUAGUUCCCCAAUUGUCUGCCUUUCCAUUGCUUUACUUUCCUUUAGUGUUUUUUAUGGUGAUGUUUUUACUUUUGUAACAUUUUCAUCAUAACGCCUCUUAGUGUGCCCCCCCCCCCCCCCCGGACACAUAUGUGCUAAAGAGAAAUGUUUUAGGAUUUUGAAUUUUCAUUAAUUUUAUUGACAUUUUGCCAAUUUGAUUUGUUUUUCUCUAUUUUAGCAUCAAAAUAUUUUAUUGACAAUAAAUGUUUGUUAAAUAAAAACCA